AUGGACGUCAAGAAGAAGCACGAGAUCGAGGCAGCGCUGGCCAAGGAGGCACAGGCCAUAUCGGCCGGCCAGCUCAAGGAGGAGAACCCGCUCGACCUCAGCGAGGACUUCAGGGUCUUCUGCGAGGCGUGCAGGCGGGGCGACUUGAAGGUCGUCCAAGAAAUGAUAUCUCAGGGCGUGAACCUCAAUGCCCGGGACAAGUUCGACUACACGCCUCUGAUCCUAGCCAGUCUCUGUGGACACUACGAAGUCAUCCGCUUGCUUCUGGAGAAUGGCGCCCUGUGCGAGAGAGACACCUUCCAGGGUGAGCGCUGUCUCUACAACGCCCUGAACGACCGCAUACGAAACCUCCUACUAUCCUACGACUACGCAAAGUCAACAAACCCGCUACAGCCACUUGCGGCGCAUAUCACCUCACUCCUUGCUCGCCCUACGCCCAAAACUACCGAUAUCGUAGUUGCCGCAUACGAUCAGAACUUUGAACUGCACAAGUUCCUGCUAGCCGCGCGCUCGCCGUACUUUGCAAAGAAGCUAGCAGCAGCACCAUCUACCUCGUCUUGGAAGCUGCCAAACAACGUUCCAGCCGAGUCGCUAGCAGUGGCGCUGCAAUAUCUGUACUUCCAGGAAGUCUCAAUACGGCGCGCGCUAUUUGGACUAAAUGAUGAGCAAGAAUUGGUGGUAUUGAAUGGCAUAGACAAGAUUGGAAAGCAACUAGAGAUUGAGCGUUUGUUCGAGGAUAUUACAGAAAUAUCUGACCGGCGGUUGUUACGGCAACGUAGAGCCGAAGAGCUGGAUAGAGGCCGAGACCAACUAGAAGCUUGGUUCAGAAAUAACGUUUUGAAGUACAAGACGGUUGUGGACACAGAAAAGGUGGACAACAUACAGUGGGACAGAGACAAUUCAAUUUUCGCCGAUAUAUUACUACGAGCGGACGACUAUGGAGAAGAUGACCAUGUCUUCCACGAUCGCUCGGAGAUGUCAACGCCCCCUGUGAGGAACACGGCUGGUCCCUUGCUUGGAAUUCCUGUAGGACCAGUCCGAUCACGAUCCCCGUCAAGACAACGAACACCCCGAAAGUCAACAGUAUUCCCAGCUCAUCGUGCAAUGUUGUUACGCUCCGAGUACUUCCUCACCAUGUUCAGUUCGCAAUUCAAAGAGGCACAGGACACGCCGCACCUCCAGAUCGUCUCGAUAGACUGUUCACCAGCUGUCCUCGAAACGAUAUUGACUUUCAUGUACACUGAACGCGCCGACUUUGGCCUGGACAUUGCCAUCGAUGUGCUCUUCGCUGCAGACCAGCUCUUCAUUGAAAAACUAAAGCAACGCGCUGCAAUCAUCAUCUCUGCCUUGGGCAACGGUUCGACAUCAGCCGUGGAGAGUGACAAUCCUCGUGGCGCCACGGAUGCUGACGAAGCGGUCGAUAUCUACGAGGUCAUAAGAGCAGGCUGGGAUACGCGAGUACAGCGCCUUGAAGAAUUUGCAGCGCGAUACAUUGCGUACCGAUUGGAAUUCUACAUUGACCAACCAGAAUUUGCAGAGCUUGUCCAAGAAUCUGCAAACAGAGUAAAAGCGCGUCAGGAAACGGAUACUGUCGAGCUUGUCGACGACAUUCGAUACUACCUCUCUGAACGUUUCAGGCUUCGGUUUGAAGAGAGCGGUCUGGAUGAGAUGAUGGAUGAAAACGCUGCUGCCAGAGCUGACGACGAGGGGGAUCUCGCGGAUGCCGUACGUAAUCUUGUUUUGGAAGACAAUUUGACAGAGAAGUCACAGCAAGAGGAUGGGCACAUCCCGAUGGAGCAACAAAUCGCUGCCGGCGCGAUCCGAACAUUAGACGGAGAGGUGGCAGGCGAUGAGUUCCUGCAGGACGCUAUGAACUACCAAAUCUUGCUGGGGAAAAUCGAUACUUUGUUAGAGAAACUCAACCUAGACGCCUAG
Molecule: messenger RNA, 1935 nt
Organism: Dothidotthia symphoricarpi CBS 119687
Lineage: Eukaryota; Fungi; Ascomycota; Dothideomycetes; Pleosporales; Dothidotthiaceae
Product: ankyrin repeat and BTB/POZ domain-containing protein 1
Exons: 3
Coding region: 1-1935 (644 amino acids)
Cellular component (GO): ubiquitin ligase complex; cytoplasm
Molecular function (GO): protein binding
Source: RefSeq, a predicted model, not a curated record